This is a messenger RNA of Varroa destructor (honeybee mite), 4847 nucleotides long. RefSeq lists its product as uncharacterized. Lineage: Eukaryota; Metazoa; Arthropoda; Arachnida; Mesostigmata; Varroidae. The record is from RefSeq and is a predicted model, not a curated record.
UGGGUUACCGGACGUCCGUGAUGCUGCCAAUCCGUACCGUCUUCUUGGCCCUAUGCGCCUCUGUGGCUAUCGCCGCCCCCCUCGGCGGCGUUUGCCCCACCACUGGCGAUUGCCCGAAGUGCGGUGUUAGCACUGAGGAAUUAAAGCAGCUCGUCUGCGGUGCCAAAUCUUCCUUCGUUGUUGCCACUGGCGUUGCACAGGACGGCCAAUCAUGGAUGUCUCCUCGCCGUUGGCAGGAUAUUCUUGGAGCCGAUGGCAACCGCUAUGCUGUUCAGACAUAUCCCAUCGAUGAGCGUCAUUGGGAGCCUAAGAACGGCGAAUGUAGGAACUACUUCGUGAAACCUGUCUAUGACAUAACGCGUGGCCAGAAAGCUCAAGCCAUCAACACUCCUUCAGUUACUGGCCUGUAUAUUAAUAUGGAAUGCCGCUGCCCGGAGCUUAUCCGUGGUGCUGGAUACGCUGUUAUUGUCUUCAAGGACCACAAGAUUCAUCACCUCGAUGAGCUCUUGCAGGCUUCCCUUGAUAAUCAGGUCACCGUGGCUCCCUUGUCCCAAGGCGAAUGGAUUAUUCCCUCUUGCGAUGAAGAUUUCGAUGCCUCCGGCAUUGAUCAGGAGAAGCUUCCUUCAGCCUUCAUAAACGAUGAGACAGAGAAAGAGUGCUCUGAAAGGACUAUCACCUGCCCCAAGUGCGAUAUCAUUAGUUCCACAGACCAGCUCGAAGGUAUUUGCCAGUCUCAGCAAGCUGUGCUCGUUAAACGCAUCAUGGACGAUGUUACCCCCGCUGAGCAGGCUGCUCCUUGGAAUAUGCCCAAGAUUUCUAUUUAUGUGGCAAAGGAUAACGCAAAGGCGGACUCUCAGCAGCUUCACAUCAAGAUAGUUGCCCGUGAAAAAAAUUCCUGUAUUGGCGGCAAGUUCCGCAUCCUCAAUGCUUUCACUCCCGACUUCGAUGACAACCGCAAUCAAAGCUUCCAGCUCGGCCAAGACUGUGAAUGUGACUACCUUCGUCACCAUACCGGUUUUGCUCUUUUACAGUCUGAGCGCAAACUCUCUGAGGAAGGGAUACUUUCCGAAAACGAAAAGAUACUCAUAAUUCCUGAAGGCCAGUACGUUAUUCCCUACUGUCAACAAGAGCAGGCUGAAGAGCGUUCCGUGAGUGAAGAUGACGAUGAUGAGCAAAAAGCUGAAUGCGAUGAGCUUGAGGAGAGCUGCCCCGUAUGUGACGAGAUCACCCCCAAGAUCCAGGAGGCCGUUCAGAGCAUAGGCACCUAUGUCGUUAAGAUGCAAACCAACCGUCACCUUAAGCCAUCUAAAAAAAGCGAAGACGCCAAGUGCGGCGCUGUUCAUCUUAUUUCUAUCUUCAAAGGAGAUAACGAGAAAGUUGAGCCUGAGCUUCCCUUCACUCUUCCUGAGAAAUGCCGUUGCGAUGCUAUGUCUGCUUAUGGCCGUCAGUUUUACGCUGUUAUCAAGAAGGAUGCCUUUGGCGGUGAGCGUCUUGAGAAGCUUCCCCUUAAUGAAAACGUCUACAUUAUCAGCUACAACUACCGUUCUUACAGCUUAAUCCAGAGGUGGAUAGACUCUAGGGAGGAAAAUUAUGUCAACGACCGUAUUGAUAACGAUGGGUACAACUCCAUGGCCCUUCAGGAAUUUGGUGGUAUCGGACCAUCUUACGGUCCUCCUCCCAGUUCUAAGCCUUAUGCUGCGCCUCAGCAGCGUAUGGGUGGUUACGGUCAGUUCCAGCGCGGCUAUGGUGGGCAGGUUAGCCAUGGAGGUCAGUCUCAAGGUGGUUACGGCAGUCAACUCCAGAGUAGAGGAGAAGCUCCCGUAAGCUAUCAGCCUCUUUACUCGUCUCAGCAAGGCUCACAAGGAGGCUACAUGCAGUCUGCCUUGCCACAGUAUUCCAACUACGGAAUGUACGUUCCUAUUGAAUAUGAACCUACUUACGCCCCUCCGACCUCUCCCAGACAGAGCCUUGUUAGCAUAAAAGUAAAGAACGUGGCUGACUUCAGUGAGACUUACGGUGCUCCCUCGUAUACUCGCAGGCCUCCAAGCGGUUCGGAAAACCAAUCUUCUUCCGGAAGCUAUAGAGGCCAGUCUAUGCCACAGGGUGGCUACCGUGGCCAAAUUUUCGGUGGUGAAAGUUACCCUGCAUCUCCUCCUUCGCCUUCUUACCACACACCCCCUUCUGCUCCUCCCGCACCUUCCUACCAGCCACCCUCUCUUGCGCCUUUUUACCAGCCAUCUUCUCCCACGCCUUCUUACCAGCCAUCUUCUGCCGCAUCUUUGUACCAAGCACCUGCUCCGGCUUCUCCUGCGCCUUCUCACCAGCCACCCACCUCUGCUCCUCCUAUGACUUCUUACCAGCCGCUCUUCCCUACGUCUUCUUACCAGGUACCCGCCCCUGCUUUUCCAACGCCUUCUUACCAGCCACCCCCUUCUGCUUCUCCUGCGCCUUCUUACCAGCCACUUUCUCCUGUGCCUUCUUACCAGCCAUCCUCUUCCGCGCCUUCUUACCAGCCACACUCGCCUGUGCCUUCUUACCAGCCAUCCUCUUCCGCGCCUUCUUACCCGCCACCCCCUCCUGCGCCUUCUUACCAGCCAUCCCCCCCUGCGCCUUCCUACCAGCCACCCCCUUCUGCGCCUUCUUACCAGCCACCUCAUUCUGAGCCUGCUUUCCAGCCACUCCUUUCUGAACCUUCCUACCAGCCACCCCCUCUUGAAGCUUCUUACCAGCUUGCUCCUACUGAGGCUUCUUACCAACCACUCACUCACGUUCCUUCUUAUCAACCAGCCCCCGCGGAGUCUUCUUAUCAGCCGCCUCAUUCUGAGCCUUCUUACCAGCCACCUUCUUCUGAGCCUUCUUACCAGUCACCCUCUCCUGUUCCUUCCUAUCAGCCACCCUCUCCUGUACCUUCUUACCAGCCACAUCCUCCUGCUCCUUCUUACCAGGCAUCUCCUUCUACUCUUUCUUACCAACCACCUGCCCCUGUUCCUCCGACGCCUUCGUAUCAGCCAUCUUCCCCUGCUUCUUCUUACCAGCCACCUGUCCCUGUUCCUCCGACGCCUUUUUUCCCGCCACCCACACUUGCUUCUUCUGCACCUUCUUACCAGUCACCCACCCCUGCUCCUGCUUCCUCUUACCAGCCUUACCCUUCUGCGUUUUUUUACCAGCCACCCGCUCCUGAGUCUUCUUACCAGCCAUCCCUUCCUGCUUCUUCCUUCCAGUCACACUCCCUUGCGUCUCCUUACCAGUCACGUUUUUCUGCACCUUCGUACCAACCACCCUCUUCUGGUCCUUCAUACCAGCCACUCCCUUCUGCUUCUCCCGUGUCUUCUUACCAGCCAUCCAUUCUUACUCCUCCUGCUCCUUACCAGCUACCCUCUUUUACUCCUUCUGCACUUUCUUACCAGCCAUCCCCCCCUGCUCCUCCUCCGCCUUCUUAUCAAGCAUUCUCCCCAACUCCUCUUGUGCCUGCUUACCAGGCACCCCCGCCUGCUCCUCCUGCACCAUCUUAUCCGACACCCCCCCUUGCUUCUGCUGAAUCUUCUUAUCAAACUCCCGCUCCUGCUCCUGAAGAGAAGGAGUAUGGUGGCUCCGCUCUCGCGCCGAUGGAAUCAUCUUCUUACGGACCUCAGCAGCAGGGUGGCUACUCCAGCGCACCCUCUGGAGGUUCAUAUGGCCAACCGCCAGCCGAUAAUGCCGUAACUUCGAUUGCUGUGUCCUACUCGAUGCCGAUCACCAUUCCGAUUGUAAGCGCCAAGGCCUCCGCUUCAAAGAUCGGCGGGCACGGCUCAAGUGACAGCGAGUACGGUAGCGGCGUCAAUGAUGCUGGCUACGGCAAGACCUCGGGUACUCACGUUGUUGAGACGAAGGUGGAAGCUAUCUAUACUACCAUCGUAGGUAUUCAACCUGCAGAACAGGCUCCUUCUGCCGCCCCCUCUCUUGGAGGUUCUGGUGGUCAGGGCCAAGACUAGUCUCAAUGUGGUCAGAUUUACGGCCAACCGCAGAGUGUGUUUCAGAGUGGUCAAAGUUAUGUUCAACCCAAAAUGGUCAAAGCAAUGGACCGUUGCAGGGUAUGUCUCAAGGGUGUCAGAAGAACUAAAUAAAAGUGUUGAUUAAUCAACUUAAAUUGACAGCUCAUCUUUUGUUGCCGUGUAAUAGGUGAGCAGGUACCAAUUAUGUUUUAUUAAUCAGGGUGUAUUUAAUAUUAUUUUAUGUAUGAAAUCUUUGAUUUACGUUCAGCAUAAAUGUGGAGGUACCAUGAGUAUAUACAUUGAUCUUUUCUUUACGUUAUUAUAUAAAUUAACGCCUGUACUUAACCUCACACUUUUAAGCAACUAAUAUUUCAAUCGAUUAAUAGCUAAAGUUCGGGCCUUCCACCCUUGAUACACGCUCUACAGCUUAAUGACAGUUGAGGUGUGCUAUUUUGCAAAAUUACACAUAAAUAUCAUCAGAGAUUCAUUGGGAGCAGAUCACUCAACAAUCUAUGACAAUGUGAGGUUCUAUUCUCAACAGUGAUGAAGUACCUGUUCACUAGCACAGCAUAUACCAACAUGCAUACUUACUUAAAAGGUUUAGAGAAGAAGAAGUUGAUAGAAAUUAUUCAUGAAAGCAUCAUACAUAAGAGUCCUUAACGUUUGAUAAUGGUCAUAAUAUUAAAUGUUGCUUGAGGCCUACAAUAGAUCCGCAUUUGAAUAAUAAUGCUACAAAAAUAUUCAAGAAAACUCCAGAGAUCCAAAUACUUAAAAUUCAUUCAAACUUAAAAAAAAAACAUUAGAAUAUCAAUUAUUUGGAAACAUUAACUAUUUUCUUAGCCAAUUGAACUAAAUACGUUAGAUAAAUAUUUUAGC